AUGUACCCAAAAAACAAGCCACUUCCUCCGGAGGCUGCGAGCAGGGCAGCCUGUUUGAGCAUCAAGAAGGAAAAUGAGAAGGCCAAACAGGCAGCAUCAGGAAUUGGUGUCUCCGGUUCAUCUGCGACUUCUGGGCGUAAGGGACAAAGUGAGGAAAACAGCACUGCCGCAUCAUCGCCGCACCAUUCACCACGAUGCAGCGGGCUGCCAAAACAGAACUCAAGAAAUUCACCGAAAUUACCUAUGCCGCCAUCGUACCUUGACAGUUUGAAGGGAAGUCCCUUAUAUGAGAGCAACUUUAUCAAUGACGGAAUGUUUAACGGAGGAGCAAAUACGGUCUCUCAGGGGAAUGGUGUGUUUAACUCCAAUAAAAACCAUAUGUUUUUGCCUAACUCCAUCCUGCCACCACCCUAUGAAAUUUCCUCAGCAGGUUCAAAUGGAGUGGUGGAUGGAAAAUCUUAUGACUACUACUGUGGCAGAGGUGCUUUUCCGCCAGCGCCAAUGAUGAUGCCGCCAACAUCCCAUCACGUCCCUGCACCUGGAAUGUCUGCCGAGGGAGCAUAUUUUGAGGGACACCAAAUGCAUGGUUUUGCGGCGCCACCAAUGCAUUCUAUUCCACCUCCACCUUUGCCACAAUCACAGCCCCCUAUUCCGUGGUCGAUGCAAGAGAAGAAGAACCCUAAUCCAAAUGUGUCACUGGGUAUGUCAAUGGAGCCACCUUGUUACAAUGCGCCCAAUGGUAGGGGUAUGCACGGUCAGGCAUCUUAUUACUAUGCCCCGAACAAUCAAAAUGGCACACAAGGAAAAUAUCGUCGGAACAACCUUCAUUCCUCUAAUUCUUCCAGGGAGAAGGGUGGAAAUAUGCGAACAACUGAAGAUAGUCAAGGCGAACGGGGGAGUGAGAGAAGUGACGCGAGGCAAAAAGCAAUUGACGAUCUCCAUACCCGUCAGCUUAGCAUGGAGAGCAAUUUUUCGACUCAGGUACAAGAAAAACAUGCUGAGGGACGUCAACAGCAGGAUUUAUCGUUAGCCUUAUGGAGAGAAAAUAGGAGUCAUUCUUGUUUGCAACAUCGUCAAUGUGUCAGUCUUCUUGUGCAAGUGAUCGUAGUAUUGUUAGAGCGUAUCACUGAAGCUAGAUCUGCACUUCGUGGCAGCAAAGCCGUCAGUGGCGAUGAAGUUGUCAGCAACUCUGUCAGUUCUUCAGACACCAGGGAAGUUACCGUGUCUGCGGAGGUACAGCAGGAAGAAGACUUAUUGACAUUGAAAGAGCAACUGAAUGAACUGCAAGAUGUCCUUAGUAACCUACAGGAAGAAGGGGUCGGAAUGGAGCCGAAUCGCCGUCGGCUACUAGAUGGCAUUAUGGCUUUCCCCCAGUUGCUUCCGCUUUCAACGGCAUGGUUCAACAAUCUGGAGGAGUCGACAUCGUCCUCAUCUGAUGGCAAACCCCUCACCGAAGAGAAAUUCACCAUUUCCCGUGAGGUGGCUUCUGAAGUGAAAGCCCUCAUGAAAGCAUUGGAUUUUGAAACAACUCGACCAAUCACUUUGAGUCUUGUAGCGCCUUCUUUUUUCUCGCUUAACGCGUCGCCCCAUGCUACGGCCCUGAAAAAGAACACUACACCCUCUACCAGUGAUUAA
Molecule: messenger RNA, 1635 nt
Organism: Trypanosoma cruzi
Lineage: Eukaryota; Euglenozoa; Kinetoplastea; Trypanosomatida; Trypanosomatidae
Exons: 1
Coding region: 1-1635 (544 amino acids)
Source: RefSeq, a predicted model, not a curated record